GAAACCAAAAUUAGAGACAUAAAUGGAGAAAAGAUCCCAAUAAUUGUUUGCCAAGAGAAAAAUAAUGAUAAUACUAAUUGUGAUACAUCAUAUGUCUAUACUAGCAGAUCAACAGGAAAUGCAAUCGUGCAUCUCCGAAAUGCGCAUGAAAUAAUUAAACAAGGAAAAACUAAAAAUAAUAAGCAAGGUGUAUCAAAUAUUAAAAAACAUUCUGAGGCCCGGCAAAAUCAAUUAAGACAGUCACUUACAACAUGGGUUAUAAAAGAUUCACAGGCAAUUUAUGUUGUAAGCAAUGAGCUCAACACUUUAGAUACUCAAACAUUAUGUUCAAAAUCACCUGUUGAGGUUCUCGAACAAUGA
Racocetra persica is the source of this 360-nucleotide messenger RNA. NCBI's taxonomy places the organism in Eukaryota, Fungi, Glomeromycota, Glomeromycetes, Diversisporales, Gigasporaceae. The record is from the annotation of a GenBank genome assembly.